Molecule: messenger RNA, 609 nt
Organism: Trichophyton rubrum CBS 118892
Lineage: Eukaryota; Fungi; Ascomycota; Eurotiomycetes; Onygenales; Arthrodermataceae
Exons: 2
Coding region: 1-609 (202 amino acids)
Biological process (GO): intracellular calcium ion homeostasis
Cellular component (GO): extracellular region
Molecular function (GO): hormone activity
Source: RefSeq, a predicted model, not a curated record
AUGCGGCCGCACCUCCUUGUAUUCGGUCUGGGACUUCUACCAGAGGCUUUUGUCAAAGCAGAUGAGCCCUACCACAAAGGCGACAGCAAGACUCCGUCCGUUCAGCAUGAUAUUCGUCGGCUAGCCUCUUGCUCCGUUCCGGAAAGAGAUAACUGUGCCUUCUACCUAUCCUGUCUCGAGACCGCGGUACCAUGUGGGCCCGAAGGCUACGCUACCGCCUAUGGCGACCAUUACUGCCGCAAAUUUCAGUCAGUGCAGCAGAAGUUCUCUGACCAAGGUAAAGUCUGGGUCAGCAAUGCCAUGUACUGCCUGCAGAGCAAACUUGUACCAUACGCGACUGGACAAAAACAAGCCAGCUGCGACGCGAUCCGGAAGUACGCCUUUGGGACACAUCCCUUCUGUUAUCUCGACAACGGCUUGUGCACCCUCCCACCAUCCGACUGGUUACUUAUCCUCGAUACCGUAGGCGUCGAAGGCCUGUUUGGUAGCGUAGAAGCUCUUAUUGCAACACUUGAGGCCGCAGGUGGAUGUGUCGAAUUUUACCUUUGGUUAAUCAGGAAUCACUUCAUUGAAAACGCGGAAGGACGGAUCACGAGCAAGGACGCGUGA